Messenger RNA from Alternaria rosae, 1996 nucleotides. Its product is annotated as camp-independent regulatory protein pac2. The transcript has a single exon. The record is from RefSeq and is a predicted model, not a curated record. Lineage: Eukaryota; Fungi; Ascomycota; Dothideomycetes; Pleosporales; Pleosporaceae. Gene Ontology annotation, molecular function: DNA binding. The coding region runs from base 292 to 1638 and encodes 448 amino acids.
UCGUCACAGUCACACACCCUAUUGUAAGUAUCUAUUUAUGUUUCGUGUCUCCAUGCCGCUUUGUCUGCCCCCUCUCUGGCCUGCUGUUCCUUGGUCCGCCAUAUUCCAACAUUUAUGCGCACCGUUUUCCGCGUUUGCCGGAAACCCUGCAUACCAAGAUUAUUGCAACUGUCGCAUUGUUGAAUCGAAGCGCUCGUUCCAUGGCUUGGACUAACGCGAGCCACACAGCAUCUAUGAGGUCUUGACACCUCGGCACUAUCUUCGACACAUCUUCCCACACACGUCUUCGCAAUGGAGACCUACCACGGACACGUUCGCACGCCAAAUGAUGCCAUCAUCUUAUUCGAGGCCUGCCGCAUCGGCAUACUACCGCGGGUGCAGCGCCGCCUAUCCGAGAAGGAGCGCCAGCAGAUCAAGUCAGGCUCAGUGUUUGUAUGGGACGAGCGCGAGGCCGGCAUGAGGCGGUGGACCGACGGAAAAUCAUGGAGUGCGAGUCGCGUGUCGGGCAGCUUUCUCACAUACCGAGAGAUGGAGGGCAAGCGGGGAGGCAGCGCAGUUCCCACGGCCCCAGUAGCAAAGCGAGCGAGUGGAAAGUCGCCAGACGGCACAGGCUCAGGUGAAUCAGACGGCGAGGGACCAGACGGCUACCGGUACAAGCCGGAUGGUCUCAUGAAGCAGUCAUUCAGCAUCACCACCCAGAGCGGACAGCACCUCCACCUCAUCAGCUACUACUCGCGAUCGAAUUCCAACAACCUCCCACAGCCUACCAACGAUGCGCAACUGCGGCACAUCCGCCCGCCAAAGAACAUGUAUCCGGAGUCGGCAGUGAACGAGACCCAGACCGUGCCUGCCGUCACUCGCGGGCCCAUGCCUGGCUCACCAUACAGCGCACCCGGACACAGCAUGGCGCCUUCAUCGCCGUACACCCGUGGCGGUCCUGUUGCACCCAUGUACGCGAUACCAAUGUAUCCUCCCACACCACCAAACGGUACACCCCCAAUGUACUACUCGCACCAACCUUACUUCUACCCCGGUGUCGUCUAUGCGCAGCCUCCAUACCACCCACAACACGUCUUCGACCGUCCGCCGCACAUGGCCCACCCUCACGCUCCACAAGGCCACCAUCCCAUGCUGAUGCAACAUCCUGCCUACGCAGCGCAUGCCGCUCACGCCGCUCAACAAUACAUGGCGACACCACCACUUCGCACACCAUCGACAGCUGAACAAGCUCAACAGCAACACCUUCAACGUGCCAGUGCCCCUGCGCCUCCUCCAGGACCAACAACUACAAUUCCCGAGCAAGGUCCGCAACUUCCAGCGAUCAACGGCGCGGCCGCCUCAGCAGGUGCCAACAAGCCACCGACACCAGAGCCCUCCGACAAGUCUGAGUCUCGGGCACCCGAGUCAAAUAGCACCGCCGCACCCGCAGCAUCAAGACCGCUUCCUACUCUGGGGUCGCUACUCAACGGCGAGAACCAAGACAAGGACAAUCAGAACAACAGCCGUUCUGGUAGCCGGAGUCCUAACACCGCAACGAGAUUCCCCCGAGACUUGGCACCGGAGAGACUCGCUAAGAACAGCACCGCUGCCGAUAGCAGCGCGCUGAACAAGCUCAACAGCGUCUUUGUGCGAUCAUAGCAAUAUCGCGACUAGUGUCUUCUCCUUCUUCUGCUGCUGCCAAGUAGCCUCUUCUUCUUCUUCCACAUUUACGUUCCGUACUCUCCACUUUUACUUCCGAGUACGGGAGGUCUUCUUCAGCAUUUACGAAUGGCAUAUGGGCGGCGUUCGGGUAUCACGGCUACACGGCCAAAUCAUGAUAAGCCUUGGGGGGCUGGGAAGAUGCGCGGUUCAUAGCAUCGGCCGAUAAUCGGGCCUGGAGUUCACGGUGUAAUCCCUUCACACAACUUUGUUGGUCAACGAAGUUCUAUGCGUAUCACGCUAGCUAUGAUGUCUGUCGCUGCUUGCAAUGCAAAAUUUCAUACCGCUAUCGCAUGCA